Messenger RNA from Manduca sexta (tobacco hornworm), 9200 nucleotides. RefSeq names its product Golgi-specific brefeldin A-resistance guanine nucleotide exchange factor 1 (gene garz). Lineage: Eukaryota; Metazoa; Arthropoda; Insecta; Lepidoptera; Sphingidae. Gene Ontology annotation, molecular function: guanyl-nucleotide exchange factor activity. The transcript is spliced from 29 exons. Gene Ontology annotation, biological process: regulation of ARF protein signal transduction. The record is from RefSeq and is a predicted model, not a curated record. The coding region runs from base 246 to 6317 and encodes 2023 amino acids.
GAAUUAAAAUACUGAAACGUCAACAUGAUCGUGAUGGAAUCUGCUAAUCAAAUUGUGAAUUUCCACUGAUUUCUUGAUUUUAUUUUUAAAUCCGUGCAUGAUACUCAAAGUAAAAGUUUAUGACGUGCGGCGUAAUGUGUAGUGAAAAGCAAAUAUGUAGUGUUUUGUGAAUAUAAGACGAAAUUCUAAGUUAUCUAGCAAAUAGUUGUUGAUGUUGUGUCAGGUUUAGAUAAAAAUUGUUAAAAAUGUCGCUCCCCGGGAACGGUAUUUUCGUGGUGCAGGGUGAGAUGUCGAUGCUGGUGACCGCCAUGCGGCGGAGCACCAGAUGGGGCUCUCACUCCUUCCCAAACGAGGAGUACGAUGUACUUAUGCGAACGUUCCAAGAUUUGAAAACUAUUCUGAACCAAGUGGACGAUUUACGUUUAUUAGACCCUGCGACUUACUUGAGCCCAUUCCUAGAAGUGAUCAGGAGCAAAGAGACCACAGGGCCUGUGACCAGUCUAGCUCUCUCAGCCAUCCACAAGUUCCUAUCAUAUGGCCUUAUAGAUCCAACUCACCCAAGUGUGCCUGCAACAGUGGAAGACAUAGCCGAUGCUGUGACCCACGCUAGAUUUGUUGGCACUGAUCACUCAUCAGAUGGAGUUGUGCUCAUGAAAAUAUUACAAGUCCUCCGUACGUUGAUGCUGAGCCCUGAAGGCGCCAUGUUGACUGACGAGAGCGUCUGCGAGAUCAUGCUCAGCUGCUUUCGGAUCUGUUUCGAAACUAGACUUACUGAGCUUCUCCGUCGCAACGCGGAGCAGUGUCUCCGGGACAUGACGCAGUUGAUCUUCAUGCGGCUGCCACAGUUCCCGCCCGAGGACGCCGCCGCCGCCGCCUUCUCUACUGUCGGACUGUCGCUCAAGAAGAGAGAGAAGUCGGGCAAGAAGAAAACAUUGACGAGUGCUAAUAGUCAAACUUCACUGGAAAGGAAAUCAUCCAUAACGGAGCAGACGAACAUAUCAACAGUAGAUAACGAAGCAAAUAAAAGUGAAAAUAUUAAACACAGCCAAGACAAAAAUCUGUUAAACGAAGCGGAGAUCACAAUAGAGCCGGUGGAAGUGAAGAGUCCGAAGAAACAUGGCCGCCACUCCUCGAUGGACCUCGCGGCAAACGGGAACACUUCCAUAACACAGCUGCUCGAAAAGUGCGUGGGGGGAGAAGGAGCAGUGGAAGGAAAGGAAGAGGAGAAACAGGAGACGCCAGAGGAAGUGAAAGAGGAGAGCGUGGCAGACCAACAAGAGCCGGACGGCGCUAAGCAGAGCAAGCCGAAGCCACCUUCAGAGGAGACGGUCGAGGCGGCAUCCGAUACAGCAGACAAGGAGAAGCUGGAAGAGUACGUGAACCACAGAGGCAUCCGGUUCACGCCGCAGCAGGACGCCGUCAACCUGCAGCCGUACGGGCUCACGUGCGUCAGGGAACUGUUCAGGUUCCUGAUAUCCCUGUGCAACCCUCUGGACUCUCAGAACACGUCCGCCAUGGUGCAGCUUGGGUUGUCGUUAGUGGGCACUGCCCUGGAGGUGGCUGCGGACCAGCUAGCUACUUACCCGUCACUGCUGUACUUGGUGAAAGAUCCAUUGUGCAGGAAUUUGCUCAGUUUACUUAGCACAGAACGCAUAUCCAUCUUCGCUCUCGACCUCCAAGUGACGUUCCUACUCUUCGAAGCGUUGCGUUUCCACCUCAAAUUCCAGAUAGAAGCGUUCUUCAAGAAGAUUAUAGAGAUAAUAUCGGCCGACACGACGAAAGCGAUAUACGAGCUAAAAGAGAUACACCAUUUAGCUAUCGAGAGUAUCAUCCAGCUAUUCAGAAUACCGGGAUUCUGUACUGAGCUAUAUCUGAACUACGAUUGCGAUGUCUACUGCAUGAACACUUUCGAAGAAAUAACUAAACUACUGUCGAAGAAUGUGGUGUCUUCUACGGCGUAUAACAUUCAUUCUCUAUCAUUAGAAGCUUUGCUGACGAUCAUUGAAGCGAUAGAGACGGGUAGUCAAAUGAAGGAAGAGGUGAAAGAGAUAGAUAUAUCUAGCGAAGAGUGUGAGAAAGAGACGAGGUAUGGCAGGAGUGGCCACGUGACGCUCGAGCUGGGUGGGUUGGAUGACGCGAGUGUCGUGAGUGAUCACGUGACACAUGAUAUUAGUCAGUACGUGGGCGUGGGGAGAGCGGGGAGACACAAGCCGUCGACCGAUCUCCCCACGGAGGCAGAGUUGGACAAUAUCAAGAAUAUGAAAAAGUGGGUAACACAAGGCACAGAAUUGUUUAAUCAGAAACCAGAGAGAGGUAUAGAGUUCCUUCAGGAGCACGGAGUGUUGGCCACGCCGCUAGAUCCACAUGAGGUAGCCAUAUUCCUGAGAGAGAACCCUGAUCUGGACAAGAAGAUGAUUGGUGAAUACAUCUGCAAGCGCUCGUGCCGCGGCGGCGAGGAGGCGGAGGGCGGCGGCUCCAGCGUGCUGGGCGCCUUCGCGGACUCCUUCGACUACGCGGGGCUGCGCAUCGAGCAGGCGCUGCGCCUCUACCUCGAGACCUUCCGCCUGCCCGGCGAGGCGCCGCUCAUAUUCCUCGUCAUGGAGAGGUUCGCGGAGAGGUGGCAUUCCACGAACGGUGAACCGUUCGCGAACACAGACGCAGCGUUCCGGCUCGCGUACGCGGUGAUCAUGCUCAACAUGGACCAGCACAACCACAACGCGAAGAAGCUGAACGUGCCCAUGACCGUGGAGGACUUCGUGAAGAACCUGCGCGGCUGCAACGGCUCCGGCGACUUCGACCAGACCAUGCUUGAGCAGAUAUUCCACUCUAUCAAGAACGAGGAGAUGGUGAUGCCUGCGGAGCGCGUGGGGUCGGUGCGCGAGGCCUAUCUGUGGCGCGUGCUGCAGCGCCGCGGCGCUGCGCCUGCUGGACGAUACCGCGUGCCGCCCUCUGCGCCUGCGCAACAACACCAGCACUUGCUCGCCAGGCUCUUCGCACUCGCCUGUCCGCCUGCUGUGACGGCGCUGUCGGCCGCUUUCGAGCGCGCGGCGCCGCCGAGCGCGGAGGAGGUGGAGAGCGGCAGCAGCAGCAGCAGCAGCAGCAGCAGCAGCAGCGCGGCGCUGCAGGCGCUGGCGGGGCUGGAGCGCUGCGCCGCGCUGCUGGCGCGCACGCCGCCCGACGCGCUCCGCAUGGACACGCUGCUGCUCACGCUCUGCAAGUUCACCGGCCUGCUCGCGCCCGUGCACCCCAACUACAUCGCCAUCGGCGUGUCGCUGGGCCAGUCGCUGAAGGCGCAGGCGGCGCUGCGGCGUGGCUGUGGCGUGUGGGCGCGCCACGCGCAUACCGCGAGGGACGCGUGGCGACACCUGCUCGAGAUAGUGCGCACGCUCUACGUCGGGCGGCUGCUGCCCAAGUGUCUAGUGGAGGCGGAAGACUACUUGUCUCCGAGCGGCACCGUGUCGCUGAUCAGGGAGGCGGCGCGCGGCUCCGAAGCCGGGCUGUUGUCUAGUCUCUACUCUUACAUCGCGCUUGGAGAGAGUGGUAUGCGGGCUCCCACGCCUCACGAGAAAGCACUGAUCGACGCGGCGACAGAUUGCGUCGCCAAGUGCAACCUGCCAGGGCUGCUCAUCACGGAGACUAAGUUCUUACCAAUUGAGAGCUUGCAGGAGCUGAUCAGAGCCAUGGUGGCGGCGGGAACUCCUCCCGACGCCGACAGCCUCCAACUGAACCCUCAGUUGGAGGACAUCGUCAUAUUCUUCUUGGAACUACUCGGACAGACUCUUAUUCAGAACAGAGACCGGCUGGGCGCGGUGUGGGAGGAGGCGGGCGGGCACAUGCGGCGCGUGGUGUGGUGGGCGGCGACGCGCUGCGCCGAGGUGGUGGCGCGCUGCCUCACGGCGCUGCUGCGCACGGCGGCGCGCCUCAUGCGCUGCGACCACUGCGCCGCGCCCGUGCUGCACCACCUCACGCUGCUCUUCCAUCUGCCCUACAAACUCUUCUACCAGCAGGCCGACGUCAUCUCGUGCGGCGUGUACGAGCUGGUGAAGACGUCGGCGCAGAACGUGCACAGCGCGGCGGAGUGGGACGUGGUGUUCGCGCUGCUGUGUGCCGCCGGCGCCGGCGCAUGGCCCAACCAGGCGCCUAACAACUCUUACAACUCCACAACGUCGAGUCGGUCGGAGGGUUCUGAGGACGAGAGCGAGCGCCGGCCGACCAGCGUGUCGUCUGAGAGCGAGCUGUCGCACUCGCCGCAGACGCAAGGAUGGAUACUGGUGAAGAGUUCGGCGGACUCGCCGACGUCGAGCUCGGCGGAGUGGUGCGGCGUGUCGCUGCGCGCCCACCGCGCGUCGGCGCUGGCGCGCUGCGCGGAGGCGCUGGCGCUGGUGGUGCGCGACGUGGCGCACGUCACGCCCUACAACUGCCGCGCCGCCGUGCGCGCCGUGCGCAUCUUCGCCGCCGCCACCGCGCACCACGGUAAGAAACCAGGCAAAACUCGUGACGGUCGUAAGUCAAGGCCGAGUUCAGCUCGUCGACGCGGCUACGACGAUUCCAGCGACGAAGAGGUGGACACCUUGGACCAGUACCACAUGGUCAGCAUACAGCUGCUGGACCUGAUGCACACACUGCACAGCCGCACGGCGCAGAUCUUCAAGUGGUGGCGCGACGAGGCCGAGCAGCGCACCGAGGAGUACGACCUCUGGGACGUGGCCUGGAAGCCGUUGCUGCAGGGCAUCGCCAUGUUCUGCACUGAUAGGAGGAAGCAGGUGGCCAAUAGCGCCAUAGCGUACCUCCAGCGAGCUCUAUUAGUCCCGGGUCUCUCCGCAAUGGGCGGCGCCGGGUGGGAGGCUUGUUUCGAGAGCGUGCUGUUCCCACUGCUAGAACAGCUUCCCAGGAGAGCCGACACCGCGGCGAGAGCUAACACUAUUAUGUGCAAGGUGUUCCUGCAGCACCUGUCGGCGCUGAGCGGUCGCGGGUCGUUCGGCGCGCUGUGGGCGCGCGUGGUGGGCGUGCAGCGCGCGCUCGUGGCGGCGGGCGCCGACGACGCGCUCACCGAGGCCGCGCUCGAGUCGCUCAAGAACAUGAUCCUCGUCAUGGACUCCGUGCGGAUAUUUAGCAACAGCAACGGCGAUGGAUACAACGAUCUGUGGUACUUAACGUGGGAGAAAAUAGGAGAGUUCAUGCCUACUCUAAAAGAAGAACUUUUCCCACAAGCGAAAGACAACACGAAGCCAUCAUCAAACCUUCCCAGUCACAUGCAACCGACCCUACCCACCAACCUUCCAACCCUGGUCCCGCUCGGCCCCAGCACGCCCACGAUCCUGCCCCAGCCUCGCCCUAUCCAGGUCCAAACCUCUCUUAGUAUGACACAGUCGCCAAUACUUGGCCAAAUGUCGCCAACGUUGGCGCACUCGCCGGUGAACCUGAGCCAGACGCCGCCAAUGGCGACGCCAACAUUGGUCGCGCCGACGCCCGUGAGCGGAAUGGUGCCUAUUCGAAACCCACUGUAUGAUCAGACCGGGCUGACGUCAUCAGUUCUGCUCCAGCCUUUGAAUGAGAUGAUAUCCACACCGAUCGGCGUCUCGAUACAGUCGCAAAUGCCGAUCCUGUACCCGCAGGCUUCGAUGCCACCACCAAAACCACAAGAGCCUAUCACAACAGAGCAACCUGAAAGAUCCGAUCAAUUGCCAGUAUCACCACCGAUUGGAAAUAUCGAUCACUUAUCGACAUUACCGACUCAAAUUAUCGAGCAUCAAGCAACAGCGCCAGUGCAAAAUAUCGAUCAGCAAGUACCACCACUAAACCAAUAUAUCGAAUAUCAAACAUUACCGCACAUGCAGCAUAUCGGGCAUCAAAUUCAAACACCACAGCAAAAUCAAAAUAUCGAUCAUCAAGUGCUAUUAACCCAAAAUAUAGAUCAUCAAACAUCGACUUUAACCCCAAUUUCAACAGAACCAGUAUCGAUACAAAACAACAUUAUAGCAGAUACAAAUAACGACACAUCUACAACAGAACUUGUACAACAAAGUGAAUUGUACGCUGAGUAUUUAACUAACCCCUACAAUGAGAAUGAAUUAUCGACAAAAGAGGCCACACUAUACGAGCCGUCGAGUCUUAAAAAUCCGUUACUCUCAAUUAUCGAUAAGAAAUCCUAUAGUGAAAAUACGACUCCGAUGCACAGUAAUAAAACACAUUUUGGAUCGACAGACAAUGUGAGGCAGGAGUCUAGUAUAUUCAACUUUUCUAGUUAUUUCGGCUCGAGUCAAGGCAUGGGCGGUUCGGAGGUUUUCGAUACUCUAAUGUCAACACAAGAAGGAUAGCUGAACGAAUACGAUAUGGGUACCUGGCUGUAGAUAAUAUAGAUGAUUUUAAUUAUUUAAUAUCUAAAUUGAGACAAUUUUAGUCUGUGGUAUUCUUCAACUAACUUGGCACCUCGAUAAAUUUUCGCGCCAUCUUUCACAAGCCGAAUAAAAAUUGGCUGUAGUUUAAAUUUUAUUGUAUUCCAUAUUUGCUACGUUAUCAUUGCUUUAUACAAGGUGUCCUCAAUGUUAUUUUGUAUUUUCGUUAGAACCACCGAGGUGCCAACAUAAUAACAUAACUUUACUCUCACCUUGAUAUAUAAUGUAGACAAAUGUAUGUGCGCCUAUCAAACUGAUUAAUAUCAAAUGGACACCUAAAGACAUCCAUCACUCGGUGACUCAAGAUUAUAAUAAAAAUAUUUCGUCGUGGAUGUCAGACACUACGGGUGACACUAAUAUCGACCACUCAUUAGUCUCGAUUCGGCAAUUGAACCUUCUACAUCACUCGACUCAUUUUCCGCUACGUCACGACGCCGUUUUUAAGAUUUGAAAAUAUUUUUCGAUUUUCUAAAUACUGACGUGACCAUCUUUAGCAUUCAAAAUUAUUAUAUUGAACAAAAAGAACCUACUUAUUAACGAACGUUUCUAUUAAACCUUCUUUCUAUUAAACUUUUUUUUAAUCUAUCGCGUAAAUUGACCAAUCAGAACAAAGUAUUUUUUGACAUACUUGCAAUAUGUAUUCUGAUUGGUUUAUAGAUCGAAUAUUAAGAUUGGGUUCUUUUAUUGAAACGUCUUGUCUUUGCCAUGACAUUGGGUUAAGUAUAAUUAAACAUCACAUCCUACGAUUAUCUAUAGAUAUUUUAUUGAUAUAUCGUAGCUGGUUCGAGUUUGUCAAUGUCAAAGGGCCAUAUUAAUCAAUCUCAUCUUUGAGUAAACUCUCAAGAAGACAUGUAAUUUUUUGCACUAUUUAAUAAACCAAGCUUAAAAUGACGUUUAAGAACUUAAUCUCAGCUGAGUGGUUGCCGUUGAUAUAACAGAACUCCGCUGUCAAAAUCCGUCACAUAUUUUGACAUGAGAUAUCGUGUGAGCUGGUGUUACUAUGGGUUUAUUAACCAUGGAGUUACUUGAGAUGCUGGCCUUAACUUGAAACCAUCUCAGCUGAUAUCACACUACAUUGCGACUUCAGUUGCAUCUCUUAAUACAGCUCCAACAAUUUGUCAUUGAUCGGCCUCUGUAUAGAAAAUGUUAAAAGACGAUAACUUUAAAAAUAUUUCCCAUUUAUUGUAAAAAAAAGUGUUUUUAUUUAUUUUUCUCUGUGUUUUUGUUCCAAUGCAUUCAUUUAUUCAUUGUUUUUGUUUCGUAUAAAUUAACUUUUUAAAGAAAAAAUUAUGUGUAUCCAAAAUUAAUAUAUUUUUAUAUUUCUAUGUAUUCAAGUAAUAUAUUUGAUUGGUGAUAUUUUGUUACAUUAAACUAAAAUUUAUUUAAAUAAGGAUAUUUAUUUUUUGAGAGUAUAAUUUAAAUUAAAAACCUUCGUUAUAAUAAAAUGAUUAUUAAACUAUGAGUGUUAUCUUUAUCGUGCGGGAUCUAAAAUACCGAUGGCUCCUUCGCAUAGUCUUAAAUCCUAAAGUAUGAUAUUACACGGACCUGUUUUAGUGUAAAAUUAUUGUUUUAGUAAAUGUUUCUUCCUCUCCGGUUUGUCUCAUUAUUGACGAUCGUGACUUUCAAUUAUAAUCAUUAGAAAAUGUUUAAAACAUUUUACCCUAGUCCCUCUACGACCUAAUGCGUGAGAGCCAACGAAACAUUCGCAGGGGAAUUUGAAUAACUUGAAAUAUCUUUGAGUAAUGCGCACAUACUAAAUAUUAUACUCGUGCAUUACAUUAAAAAAUUUUAUAUGCAAGUAAAUUCUACACUGAUGGGUACAUUGCAAAGUAAAAAAUCAACUAGUUUUGGGGUUUAUUAAUGCAAACUAUCACAAAUGCGGGUAGGAACCGAUAAAUGUCUACAACGCCAUCUAGUGAAAUAAAUUUCAAGAUCGAUAAUCUAAUAAAUGAAUACCUUGUUUCAAUUACUAAUUAGUCGAAUUUAUGAAAUAUGUUUAAUGCUUUACUAUUGUUGUAAUUAUUGUAUAGUAAUGUGGUUUGAUUCAACAGAUUUUAAUUAAGUUAUGGUCGAUUCACUUCUAGAAAAACUAUAAAUAUUACUAUGCAAUAAUUAUGGCGCAUUUGUUGGAAAUGGUGAAGUUUUGCAUGUAUUUUAGUUAUUGAUGUAUAGAUAGGUGUUGUAUCUUACUACGGCUUAAUUUAUAAUUUGCAAAAAAAUUAUAUCGUAUAAUCUAUUUUUCUACAUACCACAUUCCAGAAAAUUACAUAAAUCUUCGACUUUAUUUUAUUAAUUUUUCAUAGUUUUGUGAUAAUUUUUGCGUAUCGGACAUAAGUGAUCGAUAUGUUCAUUUGUUUAAUGUUCGAUUGUAUAUCUACAUUGUUUCUCUGAUAUACUUGUACAAAAUUAUUGGAGAGCUCAAUUUUAAAUUGCAAAUUUUUAUAUAUAAUUAAUUUAAAAUUAAAAUUAUAAAUUAAAAAUAUUUAUUCAAUGUAUUUUAUUGGCCUUUUAUAAUUAUUUGUGAUGUUAUUAAUUGGUUCAAUAUUUAAUUGAUUUAGAAAAUUAUUUAUUGGCUGUCAUUUAAUUAUUAUUAUAUGGUACAAAUCCGAUCCAGAUGUGCCAAAAAAUAUUUUAUUUCGGUAUUAAAAUUUGAAAUUGAGCUCUUUAAUAGCCGAAGUCUGAAUAUCUAGAUUUCAGGCCUAUGUAAAAUACGUUACUAAUGUUGUGUUUGUAUAGAGAUGUAAAUGUACCAUAAUAUGUAACAUAUGUAUAACAGUUUAUUAAUAAAACACAUAUUAAAUGAAA